Phytophthora sojae is the source of this 1458-nucleotide messenger RNA. RefSeq lists its product as hypothetical. The record is from RefSeq and is a predicted model, not a curated record. Gene Ontology annotation, cellular component: nucleolus. The coding region runs from base 1 to 1458 and encodes 485 amino acids. Lineage: Eukaryota; Oomycota; Peronosporomycetes; Peronosporales; Peronosporaceae. The transcript has a single exon. Gene Ontology annotation, molecular function: histone H3K36 demethylase activity; histone H3K4 demethylase activity.
AUGGCCGGGAAGACUGCAGCGUCCAAGCCGCCGGUGUCGGCGCCUCCCGCCAAGAAGCGCAAGGCGGCGGCCGAGUCGGUGCCGCUGCUGGUCCAGCAGGACGUGUCCGCCGACGAUGUGAUCGACGCGCACGAGCUCGUGGCGCAGACGGACGUGCACAGCGCCACCAAGGCGCGGAUGCUGCUCACGUGGCUGCUGUACCCCGUGACGCCCGAGGAGUUCUACGACAAGUACUGGGAGCAGCGGCCGCUGGCCAUCAAGCGCAACUUCCGCAGCUACUACGACGGCUGGUUCAGCAAGGCCGAGGUGGACCGCAUCCUCAAGACGCACACGCUCGAGUACGGCGCCGACCUGGACCUGACCAAGUACGUGGACAGCACGCGCCACACGCUCAACCCGUCGGGCUCCGCUACAGCCAAGGAGGUGUGGAAGCACUUCGACGACGGCUGCUCCGUGCGGCUUCUGUGUCCGCAGAAGUUCUCGGACGACGUGUGGAAGCUGCUGGCCACGCUGGAGGACGAGUGGGGCUGCAUGGCCGGCGCCAAUACCUACUUGACGCCCAAGAACACGCAGGGCUUCGCGCCGCACUUCGAUGAUAUUGAGGCCUUCCUGCUGCAGACCGAGGGGUGCAAGCACUGGAAGGUGUAUAAGCCCCUGAAUGACAGCGACAUGCUGGCGAGGUAUCCGAGUGGCAACUACAAACCCGAAGAUCUGGGCAAACCCAUGAUCGAGGUGGAUCUGGAGGAGGGCGACUUGCUGUACUUCCCUCGCGGCUUUAUUCACCAGGCGCGCGCACACAAGGAGAAGCACUCGCUGCACUUGACGGUCUCGACUGGCCAGCAGAACACGAUGGGAAACUUCCUCGAGGUGCUGCUCCCGCAGGCGCUGGGAGGCGCUAUCAACACGAACGUUGAGCUGCGACGCUCGCUGCCCCGCGACUACUUGGACUACAUGGGCGUCAUGCACUCCGACCGCGAAGGCGAUCCGGAGCGACAGGCGUUCGCGAACAAGCUCAAGGGUGCGCUCAAGAUCGUGCUUGGCGAGGCCAUGGGCAUGCUAGACGCUGCAGCGGACCAGAUGGCCAAGAACUUCCUGGUAGACCGGCUGCCGCCACCGCUUGAGGAUGAAGAGGAGAACUGCACGAGUGACAACAGCCCGCUGCAGAAGAUUACGGUGAACACCCAGCUGAAGCUGAUCCGUCACGGUGUUGCUCGACUUGUGAUCGAGGACGGCAAGGCCGUGCUCUACCACUGCCGCGAGAACUCGCGGAUGCACCAUGAAGUGCCCAUCUCGCCGCUCGAGUUCGAGCUGGACGAUGCAGAGAGCAUCGAGUUUAUCCUGAGCAGCUACCCGGACUACUUCCGCGUGGGCGACAUGCCCCACGAGGACCCGCAAGACCAGACGGAGCUCGCGAAGGCUCUGUACAAGGAAGGCAUCCUGAUGUUCCAAAAGUCUUAA